Messenger RNA from Medicago truncatula (barrel medic), 1232 nucleotides. RefSeq lists its product as uncharacterized. NCBI's taxonomy places the organism in Eukaryota, Viridiplantae, Streptophyta, Magnoliopsida, Fabales, Fabaceae. The transcript is spliced from 3 exons. Gene Ontology annotation, molecular function: protein binding. The record is from RefSeq and is a predicted model, not a curated record. The coding region runs from base 92 to 970 and encodes 292 amino acids.
AUUUUAGUUCUUCUCUAACCUAAACCAACCUCUGUGACCGAGUCCUAAAAAUCUCAAAACCAGAUACAUCACCAUAACCAAAUUUACAACAAUGCUUCUAAGAAGUUCUUCAACGCCGGUGAUGAAUCCAUGGAUUCCACAUACGAAUUCAAAGGAUUCAUCUCCUGAACCUGAAUUCCUCCAUCGAAUUCCGAAAUCCAGAUCUGUUACUCUCUCUGCUUCAUCGUCGACGUCGAGUUCACGGUCACCGAUUUGCGGUUCAGUGAGCAAAAUGACUCGAGCACUGUCAGAAACCGAUCUCUCAUCGCAGUUGAAUCGGAAGCCUCUCCACCGUCGUCAAUUCGAUGAAGAUGAAGAAGAGAGCAGAACCGGAACUUUCGGUGCUCGUUCAAGAACGGCGUCGUUUAGUUCCGCGCUUUGUUCUUUAACCGAGUUCGAAGAAAGCCAGAGUGAAGUCGAUGCCAGAGACGGUGGUUCGAUGCUUGUUUUGGUUGAAGAAGGAGGUGGUGGUGGAUUUGACAAAAACGACGGUGGAGUUUCAAGAUUCGGUGAUUCAAAUCAUGGAAAUGAUAGCACCGAUUUGUAUUACCGUACAAUGAUUGAAGCAAAUCCUGGAAAUCCGCUUUUUCUUGGUAAUUACGCAAAGUACUUAAAAGAGGUUCGUAAGGACUAUGUGAAAGCGGAAGAAUAUUGUGGAAGAGCGAUUUUGGCGAAUCCAAACGAUGGUAACGUUUUAUCACUUUACGCAGAUUUGAUAUGGGAGUGUCAUAAGGAUGCUCCUCGUGCUGAGACAUAUUUUGAUCAAGCAGUUAAAGCAGCUCCUGAUGACUGUUAUGUUCUAGCAUCAUAUGCACAUUUUCUUUGGGAUGCUGAUGAAGAAGAGGAAGAAGAAGAUGAAGCUGAAAAAUCUUUUGGUUUCUUUAAUGGAGCUGCUCCAUCACAUCCACAGCAGUUAGCUGCUGCUUCUUAAGUGCAUGUUUGAUAUUACGAUGAAUUUGUCGAAAUCACAUUGAGCCAUUAAACAGAUAGCUUUUGCACAACUUAGCUUGAUUUCGGCAACUAACCUUGUUAAUAUUAAUUAUUAUUAUCUUAAUUAACCUUUUGUAUUAAAUUUUUGGCCGAUGAAAAUAGCUGUAAUAAUGGUCUUUGUUUGCCUUAUCAUCAAUCAAUGUUGAAUCGUAUAUAUACAGGAAGAGCUUUACUUUUGUUUGAAUUGAAUUGUCAAACUCAAA